GACAGUGUUGCCAGAUCUCCUGUGACCUUUACAAACAGCAGUAACCAGAGGUUGAACAGUUGAGUUAACAUCCAGAUCUCUUGUGUCUAAUUUAAAAUUUUGCUAAGAUGUCUCUAGCUCGUCAAAAUUAUCUGGAAGAAUGCGAGGCUGGAGUUAACAAGCACAUAAACACCGAGCUCAAUGCGAGUUAUAUUUACUCUUCGAUGGCCUUUCAUUUUGAGAGGGAUGAUGUUGCUCUGCCUGGAUUUUUCAAGUUUUUCAAGAAGCUUUCAGACAGAGGGCGAGAGCGUGCUGAAAAGUUCAUGAAAUAUCAGACCAAACGAGGUGGCAGAAUCAUCCUGCAGGAUGUCAAGAAACCUGAUCAUGAUGAAUGGGGUAGUGGACUGGACGCUAUGACCACAGCACUUAAGCUGGAAAAAAAUAUCAACCAGGCAUUGCUUGACCUACAUAAACUUGCUGAGACAAAAUAUGACACACAUCUUGAUGAAUUUGUUGAGGAAGAAUUCUUGGAAGAGCAGGUGGACUCCAUUAAGCUGAUUGCCAGUUACGUAACUCAGUUGACCAAAGCUGGACCAGGUCUUGGUGAAUAUUUGUUUGACAAGGAAACUUUACAAGAGAGCUCAUAAAAUUUGGCUUUGUCCAGUUUCCCACCUGGUCAACCCUAUGGUCACAUGGUUGCAGUGAGAUAAAAAAAAAAUUAUUUACAAAAAAGAUUGUAUAAUCUGGGUAAAUAAAUACCUUAUUUGGU
Physella acuta is the source of this 748-nucleotide messenger RNA. Its product is annotated as soma ferritin. The record is from RefSeq and is a predicted model, not a curated record. Gene Ontology annotation, molecular function: ferric iron binding; ferrous iron binding. NCBI's taxonomy places the organism in Eukaryota, Metazoa, Mollusca, Gastropoda, Physidae. Gene Ontology annotation, cellular component: cytoplasm. Gene Ontology annotation, biological process: iron ion transport; intracellular iron ion homeostasis.